GCUGUAGUUCUCCAGUCUAAGGCUAACUUGGUCUGGUAACUUGUUAAAGACGUGAGGCAUAAUGUUGGCGUGUAAUACGCGUGUUGGAACUUUUGUCCUGUGUUUACUUAUUUCUUUUACAGAGAUCAGUCAAGGAAGUGAAAAUCAACCAAGCAGCGUAAAUGAAGAUACCUUGAAGCUGUUUAGGGAACACAAAUUUAGAAACAAGCGUGCUGGGAACGUGCAGUGUGGCACGAGAAAGGCCGGUUCCAGAAUUGUAGGGGGCACAGACGCGCAACCGGGGUCUUGGCCGUGGCAAGUGUUAUUGGACAAUAAGGCGUUUCAGGGCCCUGUUUGGUGUGGAGGAUCCAUUCUUACCCCAUACUGGGUCAUUACUGCAGCUCACUGUUUUAAUAACGGAAAAGAUCCCGCGUCUUUUAAACUGACCGUUGGUAAGGACACACCUCUUUAUCGCACUGUAAUGUCAUAAUAACAUCAUAGUAAAAUGUUUA
Molecule: messenger RNA, 491 nt
Organism: Orbicella faveolata
Lineage: Eukaryota; Metazoa; Cnidaria; Anthozoa; Scleractinia; Merulinidae
Product: serine protease 33-like
Biological process (GO): proteolysis
Molecular function (GO): serine-type endopeptidase activity
Source: RefSeq, a predicted model, not a curated record